Molecule: messenger RNA, 5754 nt
Organism: Mus caroli (Ryukyu mouse)
Lineage: Eukaryota; Metazoa; Chordata; Mammalia; Rodentia; Muridae
Product: protocadherin beta-6-like
Biological process (GO): homophilic cell-cell adhesion
Cellular component (GO): plasma membrane
Molecular function (GO): calcium ion binding
Source: RefSeq, a predicted model, not a curated record
CAGGGCCACACCUUCUAACAGUGCCACUCCGUGGGUUGAGCAUAUACAAACCAUCACAGCAUCCAUUGAGGUGACCAGAACCUAGAGGACAGAUUGCUUACCUGGUUUUCUUUCUCUGUUUUCUUCUCUGAUUCUGACUCUGGUCUAGGGGAUGGUGCUGCCCACAUGCAGUGUGUGUUUCUUCCCUCACUUCUCUCUAGGGAACCCAUCACAGACACUGCAGGAGAUAAGACUGACCAAUCUUGGCUGUACUGAAAUCAAAUUGACAACAAUGACUAACCAUGACCCCAUUCAAAGGGAACGUUUAGAAAUGAUCUAGCAAUGACCAAACCCAUCCACAAUCUUUGACGGUCGGUUUUACUUCAUUAGUUCCAUUUGUUAGUCACAUGCUCAAGAAAUGUGCAUCCUCAGAAAUGGCUUUUCUAGUAAACCCUGGAGGAUGGUGAUAUUGAUAUUCUCUUUAUUCUAUUGAAUGUACACAUGUGAUCUCUAGCUAUAAGAUGAUUUCAACCAUAAGAUUUUAAAUUUGUUUUACUAAUAGUUAAAAUAUUUUUGAUAUAUUCUAAUUUCUCGCCUUCCAUUGUCUUGGCUGUUAUGUGAAGUGAAGUUUGCUUGACUUUAAUGAAUUUAUCUUUAAAUAAAUACAAAAUCCAUCAGAAACCAGUCAUAUUUAUUAUAUAUUAUGUCCUUGUAUGGUUACUUACCCACCUUUUAAAUGAUACUUAAAGAUGCUUGAAUUUAUCAGAAGAGAGAAAUACAGUAAAAGAAUAUAACCAUGAUAUUUAGUCAUUAAAUUCCAUGGUGUGUUCAAAUGUAAUCCCUUUCACAUUUUCUGCAUUUCUAUUUGUUGGGUUUUUUUUUUGUUUUUGUUUUUGUUUGUUUUUUUUUUGAGAUGCAGUCUUUAUUUAGCCUAAGCUUGACUCAAACUUGCUGCCCUUCUGUCUUAGACUCCCAAGUCCUGGAAUUAUAGCCAUACACCACUAUUGUACUUCUUGAAUGUCAUUUUCUGCAUCAUCAUGGGUAGAUUACAAUAGAAUAAUAUAUUUGGACUUCGAUCAAUAAACAUGAGGAUGUUUUGUCUAAUGAAAAGUUAUAAUAAAACCCCUGAAUCUCUCAAAACAAUGACCAAUUCUACUCACCUAGAAAUGAAGUUAAAUCUUAAAGUUCUUAUGAUAAAUAUCUAUAUCUCCUAUUCCUAUUUUAAAUUAAUCAUUUUGGUUAGAUAUUGCUGUCAUAUGUACCUUUUGGCUGCAGUUUUCCUCUCAGUGGCCUAAUGACUACCAUUAUUGUCCUCAUGUGGCCUUGUCACAAAGUAAGUCUGUGCUCACACCAUUUAUGAGUCAUGUGUUGUAGAGAAGUUGAUGUUCAUGUCAAUAUUUAUGUUUCUAACCAGCGUUCACAUUUUCAGUCAUUUGUUGAUGUGUUUAUUGGGACAAUUAAACAGUGUACAUCUUAAACUCAUGAUUUCAUAGAACUCAUCAGAGAUCAGUUGUACUGUUAAAGAACCAUAGUUGUUCAUGGGACGUUGACCCGGCCAGCGAGAAUGAUUUGUAAAUACAUAAAAGACUGUGGAGUGGACUCCCAUUAGAUCAGCAGGCAGUUGGAUUCAAGAUAUAGAGUGGGCUUGAAAACCAACCUAAAAACAAAAUACAAGUAUGUACACACAAACACGUCUCCUAAGAAACCCGUCACACACUCAGUUUGGAAACGCUGACUCAAAAGUCCUUAUAAUGCCCAGACUUGGAUAAAAGUUUUUAUAAUGCUCCGGUGUUGAUCUGAAGAUUUCUCAUGAAGUUAUUGAUUUGAACGCAUGGUGGCGGUGUAGGCUAAGAGAAUGAGUAAGAACCCUUUAGCGUCCUCAGACUCUGGUUCACCUAAAAGCUGAAGCAAAAAUACGGAACCAUUUGCUGCUGCAGCUAAGCAUUCCGGAGAAGAGGAGUCACCAGGAACCUGUAAGAUCAAUUCCACAAUUCCACAACAAAGGUUUUCGGGAAGGCCAAAGUUACUCGGUGAUGAAGAGCUAGAAGGGAUUUUUCCUCCGGAAUCAGACAAUAGAGAUGUCACACACAAAAAUGUGGUGCAAGACAAGGCAAGUGAUGGUUUUGAUUACAUCGAUGCUUUUGUGGGAGGUGGGUUCAGAAUCAAUUCAGUAUGCCAUGCUGGAGGAGACAGAAAGUGGCACGUUUGUGGCCAACCUGACUAAGGACUUGGGACUAAGGGUGGGAGAACUGGCUGCUCGGGAUGCUAGAGUGGUUUUCAAGGGGAACAGACAGUAUUUGCAGCUUGACCCUCAGACCCAGGAUUUGGUGCUCAAUGAAAACCUGGACCGGGAGGAACUGUGUGGCUCCACAGAGCCUUGUGUGCUGUCUUUCCGGGUGUUACUAAAAAAUCCUUUGCAGUUUUAUCAAGCUGAACUGAGAGUUAUAGAUAUAAAUGACCACGCCCCAGAGUUUCCUGCCAGAGAAAUGCUCCUUAAAAUAUCAGAAAUAGCUCCACCUGGAAAGAUAUUCCCUUUGAAAAUGGCACAGGACUUAGACACUGGCAGCCACAGCAUUCAGAGCUACACUGUCAGUGAUAACCCUCACUUCCACGUGCUCACUCGCAAUCGCAGCGAUGGCAAGAAGUUCCCUGAGCUAGUGUUGGACAAGGCUUUGGACCGUGAGAAGCAAGACCAGCUCAGACUAAAGCUCACUGCGGUGGACGGUGGGUCUCCGCCCAGGUCAGGGACCACAGAGAUUCAAAUAUUAGUCUUAGAUAUAAAUGACAACGCACCAGAAUUUGCUCAGGAGCUCUAUGAGGUCCAAGUUCCUGAGAACAACCCCAUUGGCUCACUGCUUAUUACAGUCUCAGCAAGAGAUUUAGAUAUAGGGUCCUUCGGGGAGGUGUCUUAUGGACUGUCUCAAGAUGAUGAUGCUAACGAGCCUUUUGAAAUAAACACAAAGACAGGAGAAAUUCGACUGAAAAGCACGUUGGAUUUUGAAGCAUUCCAGUCUUACCAUGUGGAUGUUGAGGCCCUAGAUGGUGGCGGGCUAACAGGAAAAUGUUCCUUAGUCAUCCAAGUAUUGGACGUGAAUGAUAACGCUCCAGAAGUGACCCUAUCCUCACUCAACAGCCCCAUCCCUGAAAAUUUGCCAGGUAUCAUAGUGGCAGUAUUCAGUGUUUCAGAUGCGGACUCUGGAAAUAACCAGCGGGUUAUGUGUUCCAUAGAUGACAAUCUUCCAUUUCUUCUAAGACCAUCUAUGGAGAAUUUCUAUACUCUGGAAACAGAUGGGGCACUAGACAGAGAGAGCAGAUCUGAAUACAACAUCACCAUCACUGUCUCCGACCUGGGCACACCCAGGCUCACAACCCAGCACACCAUAACAGUGCAGGUGUCUGACAUCAACGACAACGCCCCCGCCUUCACCCAAACCUCAUACACCAUGUUCGUCCACGAGAACAGCAGCCCCGCCCUGCACAUAGGCACCAUCAGCGCCACAGACUCAGACUCAGGCUCCAAUUCCCACAUCACCUACUCACUACUGCUGCCUCAGGACAAGCAGCUGGCCCUCGCCUCGCUGGUCUCCAUCAAUGCAGACAAUGGGCAACUGUUUGCGCUCAGGGCGCUGGAUUAUGAGGCCCUGCAGGCCUUCGAGUUCCGCGUGGACGCCACAGACCAAGGCUCUCCCGCACUCAGCAGCCAAGUGCUGGUGCAUGUGGUGGUGGUGGACGACAAUGACAAUGUGCCCUUCGUGCUCUACCCCAUGCAGAACGCCUCUGCACCCUGCACAGAAUUGCUUCCCAGGGCUGCAGAGCCCGGAUACCUGGUCACCAAGGUGGUGGCUGUGGACCGCGACUCUGGCCAGAAUGCCUGGCUGUCAUUCCAACUGCUCAAGGCCACGGAGCCUGGACUGUUUAGUGUGUGGGCGCACAAUGGCGAGGUGCGCACCACCAGGCUGCUGAGCGAGCGCGAUGUGCCCAAGCACAGGCUACUGAUGCUGGUCAAGGACAAUGGAGAACCUCCGCGCUCUGCCAGCGUCACGCUGCAUGUGCUGCUGGUGGAUGGCUUCUCUCAGCCCUACCUGCCUCUGCCAGAGGUGGCGCAGGACUCCAUAGAGGAUGCUGAAGAUGCGCUCACGUUAUACCUGGUUAUUGCCUUAGCAUCUGUAUCUUCGCUCUUCCUCUUGUCUGUGGUGCUGUUUGUGGGGGUGAGGCUGUGCAAGAAGUUCAGAGCGGCCUCUCUCGGAGGCUACUCUAUGCCUGAGGGACACUUUCCUGGCCAUCUGGUGGAUGUCAGUGGCGCUGGGACUCUUUCCCAGAGCUACCAGUAUGAGGUGUGUCUGAGAGGAGACACUGGGACUGGUGAGUUCAAAUUGCGAAAGGCAAUUAAUCCCCACUUUCCUUCUGUGCCCUCUGAGAGGAACACAGAGGAAAGUCCUACUCUUCGGAAUAGCUUCCUAUUCAUCUAAAUGCUUUAAUAAACUACUAAACUCUGUUUAAGCUUAGAAAUAUCUUUCAACCUAUAUCUGCACGCUAUCGAUGUGCAUUGACAGAAGUUUAUGCUCUUACUUUUUAUAAUAGCGCCUGGGAAUGAAAUCCAGUGUCUCGUGCAUGUUAGGCAAACUAAACCACUGAGCUAAGUCACUUUUCUUUUCUGUUCUGUUCUUUUCUUUUCUUUCUCUUUUCUUUUCUUUUCUUUUCUUUUCUGUUUUUUGGAAACAGGGAUUUUUCUUUUUCUUUUUUCUUUCUCUUGCUUAUUUAUUUACAUUCCGAAUUUUGCCCUCUUUGCCUGGUUCACCCUCCAAGAGUUCUUCACUCCAUCCCCCUUCUCUUUUGCCUCUGAGAGGAUACUCCCCCCACCCUCCCACACCCUCAUUCACCCACUCACCUCCACCUCACAUCCCUCUUCCCUUAGGGCAUCAAGGGAAUGAUGUGUAACCCUGGCUGCCCUGGAACUCUGUAGACCAUGCUGGCCUCGAACUCAUAGAGAUCCCCUGCCUCUGUCUUCUGAGUGGUGGAAGUAAAAGCAUGUGCCCACCACAGGUCUCACUGUGUAGCCUGGGAUGGUCUGAAUCUCACUAGAUUGACCUGGCUGUCUUGUAACUCAGAGAGACCCAUCUGCAUCUGUCACCUUAGUACUGUGACUAAAGGCUUUUGCCGUCAUGCUUGGCCUGUCUGUACCAUUGUUACUAUUCUUGAGAUUUUACUUUUUAGAAAGACAGUUUCUGGAGAUGCCACUAGUUUCACUAUUAUGCUUCAUAGUUUGUUUUUUAAUUAGCGUAACUAACCUGUAUUUGACAAGUUAAAUAAAAAUAUUUUAAUAGUAUAUGAACUCAAGCAAUCUUUUAAGUAUACUAUCAUGUAAAGUCUUUGAGAUUUCGUUUUAAACAAGUUAUUAAAUUAAUUUUACUAUUAGUUUGAGAAAUUUUUAGAUGUGAACACUUGAUAUUACUGAAUUUUGUCAAUUUAGUCUCAUUUUGUGGUAACUGGUUAUCAGGUACAUCUCUAAAUAUAAACGUAAGGAACUCUAAAUGCUAAGACACAUACCUUACUUAGGUAUGCACAGUUAGGAAUGUCUCUGUGAAUCCUAAUAAUCAACACAUAUUUCUUAUAUGUAGAUUUUACUGAACUGUCAAUUCAUUAAAUUAGAGUUUGUGAACAUUGUGUAAGAAGAGUGUGAUCUUUUAGCAUCAAGAUAUUUACAAAUGUUGAAUAAAUCUUUGCUUAAUGUUACUAACUGUCCAGCAGUCCUUUUUUAAACAAAAAUUCUACAAA